AUGGCUCGAUACCGUGGACCACGCGUAAAAAUUGUACGACGACUUGGAGAACUUCCGGGAUUAACAACAAAAGUACCAAACCGUACAUAUGGACCAGGACAACAUGGUCAAGCUACUUCAACAGGAAAACUCACACAAUUCCGUGUACGUUUACAAGAAAAACAAAAAUUACGUUAUAAUUACGGAAUUUCUGAAAAACAACUCUUAACAUAUGUGCGUCGUGCACGUCGUGCAAAAGGACCAACAGGAGAAGUAUUACUUCAAAUGUUAGAAAUGCGUUUAGAUAGUAUUGUCUACCGCCUUGGAUUUGCUCCAACAAUUCGUGCAGCACGUCAAUAUGUUUCACAUGGUUUAAUCACUGUAAAUGGACAAACAGUAAAUAUCCCAAGUUAUAACUGUUUACCAGGUGAGACAAUUGCAAGUACAUCUAACCCAGUAGUUGAAAACUGUAAAACAUUCGGUGGAGCAGUUCCAUCACAUUUAACAGUGGAUACAGCAAAAACAACAGGAAAAAUCCAACGUGUAAUUACACGUUCGCAAAUUGCAUUAACAGUAAAUGAACUCCUUAUUAUUGAGUUCUAUUCACGUAAAGGAUAA
Messenger RNA from Micromonas commoda, 597 nucleotides. Lineage: Eukaryota; Viridiplantae; Chlorophyta; Mamiellophyceae; Mamiellales; Mamiellaceae. The record is from the annotation of a RefSeq genome assembly.